Molecule: messenger RNA, 7196 nt
Organism: Oncorhynchus tshawytscha (Chinook salmon)
Lineage: Eukaryota; Metazoa; Chordata; Actinopteri; Salmoniformes; Salmonidae
Product: plasma membrane calcium-transporting ATPase 1
Exons: 24
Coding region: 1019-4699 (1226 amino acids)
Biological process (GO): calcium ion transmembrane transport; regulation of cytosolic calcium ion concentration
Cellular component (GO): intracellular membrane-bounded organelle; membrane
Molecular function (GO): ATP binding; PDZ domain binding; P-type calcium transporter activity
Source: RefSeq, a predicted model, not a curated record
CCCGCUCCGUGGCGGCGCUCGCUUCAGACGCUGUAUAUCUCUUUCGUUUUUCCAGCCACGGAAAUCGGUGAACCGAUCUUUCUAUAGUUGAGAUUGGUCGCGUUUAUCUGUACUUUUUACCGCGGAUGGACGUGAACACAGUCACAAUUUAGCCUAGACAAAACAAGAAACCUUGCGGAGUGAAUCUAUUGGGACUGCUGCUGUGCAUUCGGACCACCAAGAGGAUCCUUCCUCUGCGCGAUAUUUUCCUCCUAUUUGGAGAGGAAGGGUGUUAGUUUUCGAAGUGAAAUCUCAACAGUUGGUUUCCAUUUGGGACUCAUAACGCGUUGGUCUAGUUUGUCACACACUUCACGUCAAGUUACCGAUAUCUAAAACAAAAGGAAAAUCUACGAAGUGCCACGAUCAAGCCCGUCUCUGUGCAAUGCCACAGUUGUCACAUCGGAGCCCAGAUGAGGAAAAAACAAAACCGUAGGCUAUAGCUUGCACUUCUACAGCACGCAUAUUUGCGCCGAUCACAUAGUGCUCUGACAGAAGCGGAAGAAGACUGAGAUACGGGAUAGUGGAUUUACCCGCUAGUGCAGUGUGAUUGUGUGUGUUGGUGAGCUGAGAGGAGCGCUCACUUAGACCAUCUCCCGCCGUCUGGUUGUCAUGUAGGCUACCUAACCGCCUGACUGCCCUCAGCAUCCGGUUUUGUGGAACAGAAGAAGUGGCCAACGGAACAUGACUCCACUGUUUCCUUGGUAGAUCAUAUGCACUUCCGGGUCCAGACGCUCGUCCACUGAUGUUCAUCUCCCACACCUGGCAGAGAGACCACCACUCAAUACUACUACAAUACCCACAUUUCCUGUCUGCACAAAGUAAGGACUUAGGUGUUGAAGCCCUUAGGUGACUUGGACUUCCUUGUUGUCCUAUUGAACUAUUUCCGCACUACGAGCCAGUUCUUAGUUUACAACUGUCACGCACAGUGAUCUUAGAGACAGUAGGCGAGUAAAGAGGAAAACAAUCCAACUACGACAAAAUGGCCAACAACACGGCGGACCACCCUCCCGGGAACUCUGUUGCCGAUGGCAACCAGGAGGGGGACUUUGGCAUCACGGUGAUGGACCUCCGAGAGCUGAUGGAGCUGAGGAGUGGAGAGGCCGUCACCAAGAUAGCCGACUCCUACGGAGACGUGCAGGGGGUCUGCCGCAGGCUCAAGACAUCGCCCAUCGAGGGUCUGUCUGGUAACCCAGUGGAUCUGGAGAAGCGCCACGCAGCAUUUGGGAAGAACUUCAUCCCUCCUAAAAAGCCUAAGUCCUUCCUGGCGCUGGUAUGGGAGGCCCUACAGGAUGUUACUCUCAUCAUCCUGGAGAUUGCUGCCGUAAUCUCCCUGGGCCUGUCCUUCUACCACCCCCCUGGGGGAGAUAGCGAGCUGUGUGGUGAGACAGCGUCAGGAGUGGAGGAUGAGGGGGAGGCGCAGGCGGGCUGGAUCGAGGGCGCCGCCAUCUUGUUCUCUGUGGCAAUCGUUGUCUUGGUGACAGCGUUUAACGACUGGAGCAAGGAGAAGCAGUUCCGUGGGCUGCAGAACCGCAUCGAGCAGGAGCAAAAGUUCACCGUCAUUCGCAAGGGCCAGGUCAUCCAGAUCCCCGUGUCCGAACUGGUGACAGGAGACAUCGCCCAGAUCAAAUAUGGUGACCUGCUGCCAGCUGAUGGUAUCCUGAUCCAGGGCAACGACCUGAAGAUCGAUGAGAGCUCUCUGACUGGCGAAUCAGACCAAGUCAGGAAGUCCCUGGAGAAGGACCCCAUGCUGCUGUCCGGCACCCAUGUGAUGGAGGGAUCAGGCCGAAUGGUGGUGUCUGCGGUGGGUCUCAACUCCCAGACUGGAAUCAUCUUCACUCUGCUGGGGGCGGGAGACAGCGAUGAGGAAAAGAAGAUCAAGAAAGGUAAAAAACAAGGACCCCCCGAAAAUCGCAACAAAGCUAAGACCCAGGACGGCAUUGCCCUGGAGAUCCAGCCCCUGAAGAGUGACGAGGCGGUUGAGUCUGAGGAGAAGGAGCCUGAGGUGGAGGUGAAACGGGUGAAGAAGGUUCAGGUCAACAAGAAGGAGAAGUCUGUGCUGCAGGGCAAACUCACCAAACUGGCCGUGCAGAUCGGGAAGGCAGGUCUGAUCAUGUCAGCUGUGACGGUGAUCAUUCUCAUCCUGUACUUCGUGAUUGACACGUUCGGGGUGCAGGGUCGCCCAUGGCUGAAGGAGUGUACCCCCAUCUACAUCCAGUACUUUGUCAAGUUCUUCAUCAUCGGAGUCACUGUUCUGGUGGUGGCUGUGCCUGAGGGGCUGCCCCUAGCUGUCACCAUCUCUCUGGCCUACUCUGUCAAGAAAAUGAUGAAGGACAAUAACCUGGUGCGUCACCUGGAUGCAUGCGAGACCAUGGGGAACGCUACCACCAUCUGCUCUGACAAGACAGGCACCCUCACCAUGAACCGUAUGACCGUGGUGCAGGCCUACUUGGGAGACACACACUACAAGAAAGUACCGGAACCUGACGUCAUCAAACCAUUCACUCUGGAAGUCAUGGUCAACAGCAUCGCCAUCAACUCAGCCUAUACCACUAAGAUUCUGUCCCCAGAGAAGGAGGGAGGUCUGCCCCGCCACGUCGGCAACAAGACAGAGUGCUCCCUAUUGGGCUUUGUGCUGGAGCUGAAGAGAGACUACCAGCCAAUCAGGGACGAGAUUCCCGAAGAGAGUCUGUACAAGGUGUACACCUUCAACUCGUCCCGUAAGAGCAUGAGCACGGUGCUGAAGAACACAGACGGUAGUGGCUUCCGCAUGUACAGCAAGGGAGCCUCCGAGAUCGUCCUACGCAAAUGUUCUCAUAUCCUGAACACGAACGGGGAGCCACGUAUCUUCAAGCCUAAGGACCGUGACGAGAUGGUGAAGAACGUGAUUGAGCCCAUGGCCUGUGACGGUCUGAGGACAAUCUGUGUGGCCUACAGGGACUUCCCUGCCGAGGCAGGAGAACCAGACUGGGACAACGAGGGCGACAUCCUUGAUGAGCUCACCUGCAUCUGUGUGGUCGGCAUCGAGGAUCCCGUCAGACACGAGGUACCUAAUGCCAUCCUCAAGUGCCAGAAGGCCGGCAUCACCGUGCGCAUGGUUACCGGGGACAACAUCAACACUGCCCGCGCCAUAGCAACCAAGUGUGGCAUCCUGUUGCCGGGUGAGGACUUCCUGUGUCUGGAGGGCAAAGAGUUCAACCAGCUGAUCCGUAAUGACCAGGGAGAGGUGGAGCAAGAGCGUCUGGAUAAGGUGUGGCCCAAGCUGCGUGUGCUGGCUCGCUCCUCUCCCACUGACAAACACACUCUGGUCAAAGGUAUCAUGGACAGCACCGUCCUCGAGACACGACAGGUGGUGGCUGUGACAGGCGACGGAACUAACGAUGGCCCCGCCCUAAAGAAGGCCGAUGUCGGAUUCGCUAUGGGUAUUGCCGGUACAGAUGUGGCUAAGGAAGCAUCUGACAUCAUUCUGACUGACGAUAACUUCACCAGCAUCGUCAAGGCUGUGAUGUGGGGCCGCAACGUCUACGACAGCAUCUCCAAGUUCCUCCAGUUCCAGCUCACUGUCAACGUGGUGGCCGUCAUCGUGGCCUUCACUGGCGCCUGCAUCACACAGGACUCUCCUCUGAAAGCAGUGCAGAUGUUGUGGGUUAACCUGAUCAUGGACACCCUGGCAUCCCUGGCUCUGGCCACUGAGCCCCCCACCGAGUCCCUGUUGCUGAGGAAGCCGUACGGCCGCAACAAGCCCCUGAUCUCCCGCACCAUGAUGAAGAAUAUCCUGGGUCAUGCCGUCUACCAGCUCACCAUCAUCUUCACCCUGCUGUUCGCUGGAGAGAACUUCUUUAACAUUGACAGCGGGCGUAACGCGCCUCUUCACUCACCACCAUCGGAGCACUACACCAUCGUGUUCAACGUGUUCGUCAUGAUGCAGCUGUUCAACGAGAUCAACGCCAGGAAGAUCCACGGAGAGAGGAACGUCUUCGAGGCCAUCUACCGUAACCCCAUCUUCUGUAGCGUGGUUAUGGGAACCUUCAUCCUGCAGAUUGUCAUUGUCCAGUUUGGAGGAAAGCCCUUUUCCUGCACAGCUCUGAGCAUUGACCAGUGGCUCUGGUGUGUCUUCAUUGGAGUGGGAGAGCUGCUCUGGGGACAGCUGAUCACAGCCAUCCCCACCCACCGCCUGAAGUUCCUGAAGGAAGCUGGCCACGGCACCCAUAAGGAGGAUGUUCCCGAAAACGAGAUGAACGAGGGGGAUGAUGAGAUCGACCAUGCUGAGAUGGAGCUCCGUAGGGGACAGGUCCUCUGGUUCAGGGGACUCAACCGCAUCCAGACUCAGAUGGACGUGGUCUAUACGUUCCAGACGGGUCAGGCUCCGGUCCCGGGGGCAUUGAGACGCCAGCCCUCUGUGGUCAGCCAGCACAACGACAUUAAGGUGGUCAAUGCGUUCCGUAGCUCCCUUUACCCGGGGCUAGAGAACCCAGAAUCCAGAAACUCCAUCCAUAACUUCAUGGCCCACCCUGAGUUUGUCCCCCUGUCUGAGGAGGAGGCGCAGAUCCCUGAGAGAGAGGAGUCCAGCAGCGAUGAGGCGGAUAUGGAGAUCCAACCCAUCCCCAGCUCCUCGACUGGGGGGGGAGAAGCUCCAGACGUCAGCCACGAGACCUCCUGCUGAUCACCUCCUCUUUUCUCCUCCGCUCUGAUCUAUCCAUCCACCCGUCGGCCAGCUGGCUCCCCCCCUGCAGUUCCUCUCCUCCACCAUGAGGAGGACCAGCGGUGCGCCCCUCAGAUCCUUAGACUCAUCCCACAGAGGGUGCACCCAGAGUGGGCAAGGGGUCCCGGUCCCAGCGCCUCUCCCUCUUCACCUCUUCCCUCCACUUCCUGAACCCUACAUCCACCUUUCACCUGACCACCCCCACCUUGCCAUUCUCAUCGGCUUGCACUGACUGUGUCGCGUGUGCCCUUUAAGUCUGUGCAGAAGAGUGACAUGCAGAGCAUCCAAUCACAUUGUGCCCCUAACUCAUGGGUGGGAAGGACCAUUUGGGGUCCACCAAUCUGCUCCGUCGAAGGCCGUAGCCUGUCCUUCUGUCCAUCUUUGGGGUUUUAUAUCAGUUUUUUUUUUGUUUGUUUUUUUAACCUCAGAGUAGCCUAGAACUGAAACGCAACAUGUUUAUCCUUCUGUACUAGCUUAUACUCUGCAUACACUAACUGGCACAGAACUUUAAGAAUAUACCCAUGUGUACAUUAAUAUUGUAUGUACAUACAUGUAACUGCCAAAAUAAAGAAGACACUUAAGUGAGGGAUACAAAGUAUAUUGAAAGCAGGUGCUUCCACACAGAUGUGGUUCCUGAGCUAAUUAAGCAAUUAACAUCCCGUCAUGUAUACAAAUACCCAGUUGCCCAUUAUUUUGGCUUCCAUGGUUGGAAGAAGAGGCCUCAAAGGAGCAUAGGGGGUUUAAAGUGUGUGUACGUGUCUCAGUCCCUCGAUCUCAACCCAACUGAACGCUUAUGGGAGAUUCUUGAGCUGCGCCUGAGACAGCAUUUUCCACCACCAUCGACGAAACACCAAAUUAUGGAAUUUCUCGUGGAGGAAUGCUGUCACAUCCCUCCAAUAGAGUUCAAGACACUUGUAGAAUCUAUGCCAAGUCGCAUUUAAGCUGUUGUGGCAGCUCGUGGUGGCCCAACGCCCUAUUUAAGACACUUUUGGUGUUUCCUUUAUUUUGGCAGUUAACUGUAUAUAUGCUUUAUAGGCUCAACGCUCCAAGCUGAUUGGAUGAUCAGAUGUACAUGGCCCAUGUGAUUAACAGCUUUCAGCUACUAAGUUUCUCUUCUCUAUUUCUCAAUCUGUGUUUUAAUUGUACAGCAUGUAUGCAUUUGAUCUGUUUUGAAGCAGGAUGUACUAAUGGGUUACUCAGUUCAAUGCAGGAAACCAUGUCUUCAUUGAUUCUGACACACUACAGCGUUUCAACAAUAUAGGUUCAAUCAUCUAAACAUUUCUCACUUUAAUUUGGUUCUUCUGGGUCCAUUUGACAUGAUUCCAUUAUGAUUUAUCCUGUUUUUGUUGAAGGACAGUGUAAAGAAUGCUAUGAUAUUUUAACAGAAAAGUGAAUUCUCUUAAAACAACAUUUUCAAAGUAAAGCUUGCAGCAGGCUAGAGCCAGAGGGCACCCCCUCUCUGUGGAGCAGGGUCAUGGCAAGACGAUGUGGAGGUAUCUCCCUCAUCCGAUGACCUCAUGCUUAUCUCAUCCAAUCAGGGUUCUGGUUUUCCCCAGCCCCUUGAGAGUAAGUUGACAGCUUAUGAAACUGCCUCUAUGGAGUACGAUUAAGAACGUCAGAGUGAAGUGAAUGAUAUUUCACCCCCAUCGCUCGUAUUCAUGACGUAUAUUAUCUGUGUUUCAUCUGUGUUGAGUAGAAUGGGAAUUUAGAGAUGGGUUAUGUGAAACAUUAUUUGGGGUGGGGUUAGGACGUACGUAUUCCUGUGGACAGAAAUGGGUCAUUGUUUUUGCUUUAGUCUGUCUCAACAAAAAAAAUCCACAAAAAAUUAACAAGUCCACACAAAUACAUUCUCUGUACCUUAACAAGACAAAUCUAGUCCUCGUUUUACACUGUCGACGAAGGGGCGUUGGGCUUGUUCCUGUUAGCUAGCGGUGUGAGUGUGUUGUAUGUUGUUAUCGAGCAUCACUGUGUUGGCUGCAGAGUGACACAGGGGACUAUCGAUCUCUCCCAUCAUGCCUCUGGGAGAGCCAACCGUGAGCGGCCCAGAUAUAAAUCCAAUAUCUCCCCCCUCCCUCCUCACCCGGCACCGCUCCCUCCCACCCUCCCUCCUCCGGGCUGCUAGGAUAGGGACACAGCACAUCCCCACAUGUCAACCAACCACAGGUAAUGGUGUAACAAUAAGAGGAAUACUCUAAGAAGAAGAAAAAUAGACUCAACCAGAGCUGUGUAUGAGAGCUCCUGUAUUCAGUAGUGUAUGUUGUCGUCAGAGGUGUCAUGCCCGUAGGGGGCACAGGGGCACGUGCUCCCUCAGAUUUGUCAUGUUUUGAAAGAUCUUUUUUUGGGGGCCUUUUUUUUUCCUCUCUCUGUAAUACUACUAGGCACUUAGCAAUUUUAUAUAACUAGCUACCAAGAAACCAUUUCAGGCUAUCAAUACAGUUAGAGUAGCUAGCUUGUCGUC